Molecule: messenger RNA, 759 nt
Organism: Lolium perenne
Lineage: Eukaryota; Viridiplantae; Streptophyta; Magnoliopsida; Poales; Poaceae
Source: RefSeq, a predicted model, not a curated record
UUGGAUCUAGCGGAGCAGCUGGGUCAGAUAACGUUCACACCGAACCCACCAUAACUUAGAAAACUACCGAGUCCACACCAACUAAACCUCGCAACCGCCAGCAUUUCUAUACCCCCGUCUUCUCAAGUCCCAAUCUUCCUCGGCCAAGAGCAAUCCACACUCUGCAAAGCUGCCGUUGCCAUGGGCAACUUCGUGUCGGCAGGCGGCAGCCGCGGCGGCAAGAUCGUGCUGCCUGACGGGACCGUGCGGGCGUUGAGAGAGCCAGUGUCCGUAGCCGAGCUCAUGGUGGAGCACCCGUGCCACUUCGUCGUCGAUGCACGUCUCGUCUCCGCCGUAGGUGGUGCCAAGGUUGCUGCGCUGCCGGCCGACGACGUGCUGCACGGUGCUGGGGUGUACGUCGUGCUCCGGGCCAUCAGGGGCAGGGUCUCCACCGACGAUGUCCGUCGUGUGCUUGCGACAGCAUCUCGGCCGCAGGCUGGUAGACAGGAGCAGCGGGACGAGGCUCCGACGAGGGUUGAAGGGCUUGGGUACAACCUGCCGGAGUUCCUGAGCAGGGAGAUGACGUCCAGGGGGGCAUGGAAACCAAGCCUGAAGACGAUCGAAGAACUGUGGCAGCCCAGGAAGAUUCCUCAUUGGCUCUUCUGAAGCCAAUCGGACUCCUGCAUUAUGUGUGAAGCUCUUGGUUAGCAAGCAGGACAGUACAGAAAUGGCAUGUGAUUACGCAACUUUCUCUGUAUCGGUUUGGGGCUACAUAUCUGU